Molecule: messenger RNA, 3663 nt
Organism: Culex quinquefasciatus (southern house mosquito)
Lineage: Eukaryota; Metazoa; Arthropoda; Insecta; Diptera; Culicidae
Gene: spin
Product: protein spinster
Exons: 8
Coding region: 519-2390 (623 amino acids)
Biological process (GO): transmembrane transport
Cellular component (GO): membrane
Molecular function (GO): transmembrane transporter activity
Source: RefSeq, a predicted model, not a curated record
AGGCAGUUUAGUUCAUCACAGUUUGUCGCGAGAAUCGGACCUGGCUCAGCGUUCCGUCGUCGGUUCCCGGUUUGACGUCGGUGUGUGUUCAGCUAAUCGGCGCUGCGAGAAAGAAGCAAGAUAUUUUUAGCUUUUAAUUCCUUGCAAUUUUUUUUUGUUCGUUUCGCUCGUCCGGUCGACGACAGAAGAGCGCCGUGCCAAUUCCUCGUCGCUGCAGGUUCGAAUCCCGGUGCAAUUGUUCCGUCGUUCGUUGUGUGUGUGUGUGCGGCCGCGAAAGAGGUGCGGUUCUCGACGGGGUAUUUAGUUCUACCGGAAUUCCGACCAAGAAGAAAGUGUCAACUCUUGUGGCGGCCGAAAAUAAGCUCGGAUUGGCGAAAUUGUGAUUUUCUGCGGCGCUGUCUGCGUGGCGCGGCCAAAAAGAGAAAGCACCAAAAAUCAUCCGAUCUGCACACGUAAACACACACUUUUGUUGUCUGUGCCGGGAGUGAGCGAGAGAGAGAGAGAGAGCGCGCGUGUGAAUGCCGUCCAGCCAGGGCUACCAAAAGGUUGCGUCGGACCCAUCCGAAGCGGAGCUGGUCCAGAGAACCGCAGCAGGCGAAGAAAUGCCCUCGAUGCAACAGCCAGAUACAGCCGUGACCGCCAAUCCGGCGGGCAAGAUUCCGGCCACAAACUCGCAGCAGCGGCUGAUGCCGGGCGAUUCGGAUUCGGUGUCCUCCUCGUUGGACGAGGGCGACCCGGAAGCGCCGCCGGGCGGUGGCCGGCUAGAGGACGACGAGGUGACGGUGGCCAGCUCGACGCAGGUGUCGGCCACGGCCUGGUUCACGGUGGGCGUGCUGUGCUUUGUCAAUCUGAUCAACUACAUGGAUCGGUUCACGAUUGCCGGCGUGCUAACGGACAUCCAGGAGCACUUCCAGAUCGGCGAUGACGAGGGUGGCCUGCUGCAGACGGCCUUCGUGCUGUCGUACAUGAUCUGUGCGCCCGUGUUCGGCUACCUCGGCGAUCGGUACUCGCGCAAGUGGAUCAUGGCACUGGGGGUGUUCCUGUGGAGUACGACGACGCUGCUGGGCUCGUUUAUGAACCACUUUGGGUGGUUCAUCACGUUCCGGGCGCUGGUCGGUAUCGGCGAGGCGUCGUACAGUACGAUCGCGCCGACGAUCAUCUCGGAUCUGUUCGUGGGUGAUAUGCGAUCGAAGAUGCUGGCGCUGUUUUACUUUGCGAUCCCGGUGGGGUCGGGCUUUGGUUACAUCGUCGGCUCGGAGACGGCCAAAUUCUUCGGCAACUGGGUGUGGGCGUUGCGCGUCACCCCCGUCCUGGGCGUGAUCGCCGUCGUGCUGAUCGCCAUGCUGCGCGACCCGGAACGCGGUGCCAGCGAGGGAACCCACCACAUGCAGGCCACCUCGUACAGCGAGGACAUCAAGGCGAUCGUGCGCAACCCGUCCUUUAUGCUGUCGACGGCCGGCUUCACGUGCGUAGCGUUCGUGGCCGGAGCGCUGGCCUGGUGGGGACCGAAGUUCAUCUAUCUGGGGCUGGUGUCGCAGCCGGGCAACGAAAACAUCACCCUGAACGACGUGUCGUUCAUCUUCGGUGCGAUCACCAUGACCACGGGCAUUAUCGGGGUGCCGCUGGGGUCGUACCUGUCGCAACGCUUCAACCGCAAGUACCCGCGGGCCGACCCGUACAUCUGUGCGGUCGGGUUGAUCCUGAGUGCACCGCUGCUGGCCGGCGCCAUGCUCACGGUCUCGGCGAACGCGACCCUCGCGUACGUUCUAGUAUUUUUCGGUGAGCUAGCACUGAACCUCAAUUGGGCAAUUGUGGCGGAUAUUUUGCUGUAUGUCGUAGUGCCGACGCGACGAUCCACGGCGGAAGCGUUCCAGAUUUUGAUUUCGCACGCGUUAGGUGAUGCCGGCAGUCCGUACUUCGUCGGAGUGAUUUCCGAGGCCAUCAAGCGGUUACUGCGGCUGUCGGCGAUCGGCGUCGCGGCCGUCUUCCCCGCGGAACUGUCCAGCUACUCGCAGCUGGCGGAAAAUGCAACCAUCGCGACAACGACCACUCUGGCCCCCCUCGUCAGCCAAAGCCCCCUGGCGGGUGCCGCCGACGGUGACAGCCAUGCCGUCCAGUUCCGGGCCCUGCAGUACGCCCUGUUCUCGACCAGCUUCGUCGAGGUCAUCGGCGGCGUGUUCUUCCUGCUGACGGCGAUGUACAUCCUGCGGGACCGACGGAACGUCGAGCGGGUUGUGGCAGGUUGCGAUCUAGAACUUAGCGAGAGUUCGUCGGGGUCGGAAACGCUCGAUCCAAGCACAGCGAUCGCUCGGGAAUCGUCGCGAACUCAUCGCCAUCAUCAUCAUCGCCGCCAUCAUCAGGACCGGCGCUCGAACUCUUCCAGCUCGUAACAGCAACAGCAGAUCGAGAUCAUUUAAUUGGUGGUGUCCUUUGGGUCCUAAUGCCACGUCGAUGUUAACCCAAAGAGUGUGUUCUGUAGUAUUUUAAUGCCACUGUGUAUAUUUAGAAUAGCACACAUUCGAACUUCAGAGGCAAAUAGUUCAACAGGUUGCGGAUUUUGUUGCGCAGCGUAGAAAACCAAACCACCAGCUCAUCGGCCCACCAGUUGAACAACUCCACGUCCAGUUCGUCCGUGUCGGAAUAGUAGAGGCGGUGCACACUGGCCACCGGUGAUAUCAACCCUAGCAGCAGCCGCCGCAGCAGCUUCUAUCACAAUCAUCCAGCAGUAGCAGCAACCUCAAAUGCUCAAUGCAAUAUUAAGAAGAAGAAAAAUGGGAGGGGUUUGUUUGUUAGCUAAGGUCCUAAAGUAGAAGCAGUUAAAGCAGCAGCAGCUUCUCAUCAAAUUGUACAUACAUCCACUGUAGAGAGAGAGAGAGAAAUGAAGGUUAAGGCGAAAUUAAUCACACACACACUCAUCUGCUUUUGUUUAAAGCAAACAAAGUUAGCCAAUAAUAUCGAUUGUUACUUUAGGGAGCGAAAGUUAGAGUGCAUGAAUUGAGAGGGAAGAGCAAAACAAAAAGAAAAAAUCACAGAUUAUCAACGACUGAAGACUAGUUUUACUGUAGCUACAUUUAGUGAGUCCCCCGCAUCCACCCCCAACUUAAGUUCCCGCCACACUUUGUUUUUGGUGUCUUUUUGUCCUUUGGAAGAACGCUAAACGGAUUGGGUUUUCUUCUACUUGUUGUUGAACGGGGAUUUUUGGUGUGAAAUUUAUUAAAGCAAAAAAAAAAAUCGAUUGGGACUUGUUUGAGAAUGAAAGUUGUUGAGCGGCAUAACAGUGCGAAUGAGUCCGGGUUGAAUUAUGUGCGCGAAAAGAACGACUAACUUCUAAAUCUAGAGAGACUGCCUUUCGAUAAACAGACAAAAUCACACUUUGUAAGUAGGUAAUUGCGGAGAGAAAUUAAUUCUCAAAAAAAUUAAAACAACAAAAAACAUCCAUGUAAAGUUUAAUUUGGUCAGACAAAAGUUCCAGAUAAAUCUUUUUGUUGAAGAAAAAAUUAUUGCAAAGUCACAUAGUUUAAAAACAAUAGCGCUAGAAUAUUUAUUUAUCACUUACUGCUAGGUUAAGGUGAUUUGGCCUGCACUUAUAAUGCGCGCUAAAUCGAAAGAAAAUCACAUUAAAAGUAAGUUGAAAAAAUGGAUAAUAAAUAAUUUUACACGAAA